Molecule: messenger RNA, 954 nt
Organism: Ostertagia ostertagi
Lineage: Eukaryota; Metazoa; Nematoda; Chromadorea; Rhabditida; Trichostrongylidae
Source: the annotation of a GenBank genome assembly
AUGAAGUCGAUAUUGCGUAACGAGAAAGAAAGAAUGCUAUCUCGGUUUGGCAUUGAUGCUAACCUUUCACGCGCAAUUGUGUUCGUGCGCCGUUUUGUCGGUAUAACUUACAUAGUGGAAGAGGGAGUCCUUCACCCUCAGAAACAGUGGCUGGGACCAAGCGCUGUUGUCCCUGUUCUUCUACCUCUUCUUGUCACGAAUGUGACUGUCGAUUGCGGUCGAAGCUUACGGGAUAUUCCUGUCGCAGAGGCUUAUCCAAAACAUUCGAAGGUUUUUGCUAUGCUACCAUCCUGGGAAGGGUUCGGAUAUCCAGCUCUUGUCGACGCAGUUGAUAGCGAUGGUAGAGUACGCUUGACAGUGUCAAUAUGGCCGACUGUGGAUCUUGCUCCCAUUGUCGAGUCUUACGAUAAUCUGAGUAUGCAGUGGAUGAGCAAUUAUGACGCUGGUCGUAGAAUCGGAGUGUUCCUUCUGUAUGAGCACGCUCCAGAAUCGGAAGGAGCGCCUCCUAUUGCUGACUACACACGUCGACUUGAAAAUGGGUAUUGGCAAUAUUCUAACCUUUGUGUUCAGCUUCUCAGUAGCUACAGAAAUAAAUUUCGCGAUCUGUUCGCUUUCCUUGAGAAAUCUCACACUCCUGACGACGCUUACCUGGCUAGUGAUAUAUGGGAGAACGAAGCCAGACGGAAGGAGCGUGUGUCUGAAUUGAAAGAGUUCCUGUGCAGCGUUCCAACGUACGGUAUGGAAAAGCAGGAAGGUGGAAAGCAGUAUGUCGAUCGCCUUGUUAUAGCUCAUAUAGAAAAUGCCAUCAAGGAGGUGCCAAAGAAGCGGUGGGGAUUCCGGAAGUGUGCUAUUAAUCCCGGUGUUCUAUAUCGAGCUGAGCUGUACGGUGGCAAAUGCUGUGCUGAUCCAGAUGCUGAUUUCAUAUUGCUAGAUCGGGUUGUUUAUACUUUACAG